Ylistrum balloti is the source of this 5455-nucleotide messenger RNA. Its product is annotated as complement C3-like. Gene Ontology annotation, cellular component: extracellular region. NCBI's taxonomy places the organism in Eukaryota, Metazoa, Mollusca, Bivalvia, Pectinida, Pectinidae. The coding region runs from base 1 to 5196 and encodes 1731 amino acids. Gene Ontology annotation, molecular function: endopeptidase inhibitor activity. The transcript is spliced from 39 exons. The record is from RefSeq and is a predicted model, not a curated record.
AUGGAGUUAUUGUUGGUGAACAUUGUUUUAACACUUGUUGGGAUUGGAACGGCUGAACCUGUGUAUUUCGUCACCACUCCGAGUGUUCUACGAUUCAAUUCCAUAGAGACGGUGGCGGUAAAUGUAUUCGGCAUCAGUGACGUCACUGUUCACCUUUACCUGCACGAUUACCCAAACAGAACGCGCACGUUCUCCCAAACGUCAGUCAUAGCGUCACAAGGACAGACAACGAAAGCUCGUAUGCAUGUAAGGCCUUCCGACCUGCCGGACGAAGAGGACAGACAGAGUCAGGACAUACAUAGUUAUGUGUACCUUGUUGCACGUUCGGACGAUCCACGUCUAUCAUUUUUAAAUGAGACUCUGAUACUUAUGGAACGCAAUACUGGCUUUGUUUUUGUACAAACAGACAAACCUAUCUACACUCCACACCAAGAAGUUAAAAUCCGGGUGAUAACUUUGGAUGAAGAAAGAAAACCAACAGCGACACCUGUCACAAUCGACAUCAAGAAUCCACAAGGAGUGGUCCUUCAGCGAUGGACAGCUUCCUACCAGGGCAGGUUCAUCCUCAAGAAGUUCCAGCUGCCAUCUAUUCCCUACUUUGGUAAAAACUGGACCGUUACAGCACGGUAUCAGGACGGUGUAGAUACCAGUCAUAGUAUUACAUUUGAGGUCAGAGAAUACAUACUGCCUCGUUUUGAUGUGAGCGUAGAUGUACAUGACUUGGAGAUCGUGUUACCUUCAACUGAAUGGAUCAAUGUCACGGUAUCCUCCAAAUACGUGUAUGGGAAGCCUGUGAUUGGUGGUGUGACCUUGUCUUUCGGAGUGAUGGCAGCAGGACAACACGAGACCUGUUCAAAGACGUUUAACAAACUCCUUGUGGACGGACGAACGGACUUCGCCGUGAGUAUUGACGAACUCAAAGAAAGUCUUGAAAGCUAUUGGUUUCCAGACGGUGCCCGUUUGUUCAUAGAGGCGGGGGUUACUGACCUAUCCUCGGGCCGGAAGGAGACCUCCUACCACAAGAGUACAGUUUUCUCCUACUUCCGGUACAUCGUUUCCGUUGAGAAGUCUCAAAAGUACUUCAAACCUGGUCUUUUGUACCGAUUACACGUGGAAACAUUCUUUGCCAACGGAAAGCAGAAUAGUGCCCCGGAUGUAGAUAUUGCUGUGCAGAUAACUCGAUAUAAUGACGCGGGUGUCCUUCAUUCCCUCAAUCGGACGGAGCGGACAGAUGAGGAUGGCACCUUCCAAUACCUCGUCAUAAUGGGCCACACUGAAACACGUAUGGUCAUCAAGGUUAAGGCGCUGGAUCCCGAUGUUGAUGAGGAUGAACAAGACGAAUCGAUAUUAGAGGUGUUACCUCUGUUCUCGCCUUCAGAAAACUAUCUUUCCAUCUGGACUAACUUGCAUGAAACGGAUCUAAUGGUAGAUACCAUAUCUAGUGGAGACAACAAUAAAUCCUUGUCAUAUUUGUUGAUGUCUGGAGGGCGGAUUAUAGACGCAGAACAGUCUCAUGAGAUCGUCCAUCGCCUUGUCACUGGUAAGAUGUCGCCUGGGAUUCGCGUCUUGGCAUUCUACACUGUCAACGAAACAGCAGGCACGGAAGUUGUUGCAGACUCCACGUGGAUAGAUGUAAAGAACAUGUGUGAAAAGGAGUUGGGCGUGUCCAAGGAGAAGGGAAGAUUGCAGCCUGGUGACGGAGAGGGUCUAACACUGCAGAUCAGCGGGGCACCGUCUAGUCUAAUUGGUUUCUUGGCCGUGGACAGGGCAGUUUACCUUCUUAACAAUAAGAACGUACUGAGGAGACACACGAUGUUCAAGAGAUUCGCAUCUCAUGAUAUAGGAUGUGGUUAUGGAGGCGGUCUUACACCAGAACGAGUGUUUGAGGAUUCUGGCUUGGCAGUGAUCACCAACGCUGACCUUAACACCACGCCAAGAGACAGUGCCGGAUGCAGAAACGAAAAUAAGCGCGGAAAACGAUCAUUAGAUGAAUAUGAAACCCUACACACUCACCCCUGUUGCGUGGCCGGUGACUUGUUUGGGAGGGAUGCUGGUACCGAGCUUGAUUGUUAUAACGAAGGGAAGGCUGUGUAUGCGGCAACCAAUAACACGAGCUGUUCAAAGAUCUUCUUCGAAUGCUGCAACAUCUAUAGACCGGCCUCUUUGAUUGACUUUUACGAUUAUGGUCGUGUGAUGCGUCGAGGUAUUGUGAAAUAUACAUUCCGUGACGUCAUUGUUGAUAUUGAAAACGCCGAAGUAAGGUCCUACUUUCCAGAGUCCUGGAUGUUUGAGGAAGAUGAUUAUCUGGAUGAGAACGGACGCCUGGAAAAGAACUUUGCUGUGCCAGAUUCGAUCACGACCCACAUUAUACAAGCCCUCACACUCUCUGAGGAUUAUGGUAUGUGCAUCUCUAAACCAGAGCGCGUGCAGGUAUUCCGCACGUUCUUUGUGGACCUAGAGUUUCCCUACAGUAUUGUCCGACUGGAGCAGGCCGAGGUUAGAGCAACGAUCUACAAUUACUCGCCAGAUAUGUUACCUUGUUUCGUGUAUAUUGUAACCCCAGACGAAAUAUGUACCCCUAGAUCAGAUGAUAGUUAUAUCAAGGUAGAAGUUCAUCCCAACAGUCCGGAACCUAUCAAAUUUCCGAUCGUGCCGCUUCAGGCCGGGGAAUUCGAGUUUGAGGUCAGAGUGUAUUCUAUCAACGGUACCAACGAUGUUGUACGGAAAACGGUAUAUGUAAUUAAUGAGGGAAGAGAGGAGAGGAAAACAGUGUCGUUUUGGCUGGACCCUCAAGCACACAGGGACAGAGUUGGAAGCACAGGAGAUCUGACUGUCAAUAUUAUGUAUCCCUCACCGUACCUAGAGAUACAGGAAGCUACUGUUGAUUUAACCCUUCCUGAAAAGGCCAUUCCAGGAACUGGCAUGUGUAAGGUUUCAGCCAUGGGAAACAUCAUGGACGCGACAGUGCCUGUUGUUCUAGAAGGAGCGAAUGUUUUAUUGGAUAAAGUUCCUCACGGGUGUGGAGAACAGACCAUGAUUUUACUGGCUCCUGUUGUCUAUACGAUGCGGUACCUACAAAGGACAGGGCAACUGUCUAAAACACUUGAGGACAGAGGGAAGAGCAGGCUACGAUUAGGUUACCAAAGAGAGAUGACGUUUCGAAAGAACGAUGGAUCGUUUGCUGUUUGGGCACACAGGCCUUCAAGUACUUGGCUAACGGCAUUCGUGGUUAAGGUGCUGAGUGAGGCCGCUGAAUUCAUUGAUAUUGACUCGGAGGUGAUAUGUGAAGGAAUGCGUUGGUUGUUUAGACACCAGCGGGGAGACGGUGCAUUUAUGGAAACUUUCCCGCUCUUCCACAAGGAAAUGAUGGGUGGCAUGAAUGGUGAAGUGUCUAUGACAGCAUAUGUAUUAAUAACCCUUCUAGAAGCAGGCUGCAGGCCAGUCGAUACGGAGCAAAACAUAGUGCUUGCGCUUCAAUAUCUUGAAUCUCAUCUAGACUUCAUCGACCAGGCAUACCCUCUCGCCCUUACCACAUACGCCCUUGCCCUUGGAAACAGCCCUAGAAAGAUGGACGCUAUCCAUUACCUUAAAUCACUCUCUAUCGAAGUUGAUAUAGUGGACGGUGGACAAGGCUUGCGGUAUUGGUCCGUGAUCAACUUUGUUGAAGAAGUACCACACUGGCUGUCACAUAACCCGACUGCCAUGGAUGUCGAGAUAACAGCGUAUGCGAUGUUGUCUCUUCUUGCCGUAAAUGACGUUGGCUAUGUUCAUAACGUUGUUGAGUGGCUUCUCACACAGAAAACCUCAACGGGGGCUUUCAAGUCUACGCAGGAUACCGUGGUUGGACUACAUGCUCUAUCCGAGUACAAUGUUAAGUCUUACGCUCUCAAAAUAGACCUCCACACCAAGAUAAAGGUAUCAACAAACGACGCCAUUGAGCAUGACAUCGUUUUGUCUGACGAUGACGUCACCGUUCAGAAAGCUGUGCAUGACAUACCCGUUGAAGGCAAGCUGAAAGUGACUACAGAGGGCACAGGAGUAGGUAGGAUGGAAGUGGAAGUUCGUUACAACGUGAACACAACAGAAGAUGAGAGAUGUAAAUUCGCCAUUGACGUGUAUGACUCUGAGGUGCAGUUUAAUUACUUCCAAAGCAAGGGACUUGCCACAGAUAUGAACUGCGAUGCCUGUGGUCAUUGUGAACAGGAAUAUGAUGAGGAUUUCGAAGAUGUCCUUGACAAGUAUAACAAGGUAGAUUUAGACCCUAGAAUAGGUGUCGACCAACCAAGACACAGUUCCCGAAAGAAAAGGUCUCCGGUUGUCAUGAGAAUGCAUGGCGCCAGCAAAGAGCAGACUUGUUUGGAGAUUUGCGUGAGCUACACCGGUUACGAGGUGCUGGAUAUGCCAAUUGUAGACAUUGGACUGCCGACAGGAUUCAACGUUGAGAAAGGUGAUCUGGAAAUGCUGAGACAGAAGGGAGUUAUCGACAGUUACGAAUUGUCCAAAAGGUCCGUAAUGUUUUAUCUUGAUCAGAUUCCUGCUACGGAUGAAACAUGCUUCAAAUUCAGAGUAGUUCGUGAAUUCGAGGUGGAAAAUUUACAAGCUGCAAAAAUUGAGGUCUAUGAUUAUUAUAAAACAGAGGAAAGAUGUACCAAGUUUUACAGUCUGAAGUAUGACGUUGCAAAUCUUGACAUUUUCUGUAGUACAAGUAAAAGAGAAAACUGUCAUUGUGUCGAAGGGAAAUGCGCCGAGAGUUGGGACACGAAAAUACGUUACGGACGGGUAUCCAAGGUGAUCGCUGAUAAUUACCGCAAAAUCUGCUUUGAAUUUGAUUUCGCCCUCCGGAUAGAAGUGACCAAUAUUGUUCAAAAAGGGAACCAUAUGGUAAUAUCAGCUGUGAUUAAGGCUGUCACGAAAGCAGGAGCUGAAGAUUUGGCUGUAAAUGAUGAAAUCGAAUUCUGGAUGAACAUCAGAUGUAAUUUAUUACUGGAAGUCGACCAUAACUAUAUAAUAUACGGCAUGGAUGGUAUUCCUUAUGUAGAUCAGCAUGGCGUUAAUCGGUACCGUUAUUUUCUGCAAGGCAAAACCGUAAUUUUAAAAGACUAUACACUAAGACGAUACAGUACAAAUACCAAACUGGAACAGUGGAGGAGAAGCUUCCGUCGAAUGGAAAACUACAUCCAUCGUUGGGGCUGCUGAUAGGAGAGAUAUCGUCAGCCCAACUGCUUUGGUGAAUAAGGAAGAUGAUUACAAAGGAUGGUUGUUUGUUAAGUAAGGGAGAUAAUCAUAACAUAAGAUAUUCCAACAAUGCAAGAGAAAAAAUAUUUAGUUUAUUACAGAACUUUUGAAGUUUGUUGUUAUGUGUUGUUGAUGUCGGGUAAAAACAUUGAAAGGCCUUCAUUUGAACAAAGAAAAGUUUGAACUAUAUGACUUGAUAUGAUGGAUGUCAACUGACUUA